AUGAGCUUGUGGGAAUUUGUAGAGAAACCCAGUGCGCAAGAAAUACAGGAAAUGGCAAAGAUUCAAGAAAGAGGUCAGUAUGAGUCAAUCCACUGUCCUUCUUUUAUCUUGUGAGGUCUUUGUGGGCGUUUUAGAAGAAUUCAGAGCUUUUGGAGGGGGUAAAAAAUGGAGGUAUGGUGUAUAUUUUUUAUUACUUUCUGUGAAGUUUGUGGAGUACAGCUUAAUUUUGCAGAAAGUAAAAGCCUUUUUUACAAUUACAACGCUUAUGUUUGAAUUUUGUGUUGAUAACUUGCAACAUAUUUUCGAUCGCGUCGUCUUAAUUACUGACCUGGUUCGAAGGAGUCAAAAUGAAAGCAACGUUUUGUUUGUUUUUUCAUUUCAUUCAUAAGCUUACUAAAAUCUUGCCGUGUUAGCCGAAAGUGAAAGUCUUUAUGAUGGGAAGAAGGGAAAGAUAAAUCAUUCUUUCAAGAAAUGUGCACUUUAUGAUGCAUCAACAAGUCUAGGCAGAAUUCACCCUUCAUGCUUCACUAGUAUCAUUAUAUUAUGGACUGUUGCUUACUGGAACGUAGUUGACAAUUCACGUCAAGAGUAAUUUAACUCCAGAAGCAUCAGGUUCUUAUAUUUCAGUGAUGGAGACAAUGAAUAGCAUAAACAUUGUUUUAUUUAUUUUUUUAUUUAAUUCAAUAUUUAUCCAGGGGCAUCCAAUUUAGCAGAGCUAGUUUAAAUGGAGCCCUGACAAAACACAAAAACAAAGAUAUUAAAACAUUAAAAUUAGACAAUUGAUUAAGUUAAGACAACAUGUAACGCAGGUGUUACUGUUUAAAGUGGUGCUUUAGCUUGAUUUUGAAUUCACUGACUUGCAGUAUUCUGUUUGGACUCCAAGACAACUUCUCUCCAUGAUAGCAAUAACAAUAAAGUAAUGCUCCAUCAAGAACAAAUCUUCCAGACUUGUGACUACAAUUUUCUUCGAGAGCGAAAAGCACAUGUUAUGACAGCCGAUAAUACCAAUGGAACAAAAUGUUCCAGGUAGGGUUGUCACAUUACAAGUCUAGUCUCACGGGGGUCAAAACGAUCUACCACUUUGGAUUCGGGCCCAAACAUGCAGAGAGCAGAUGCAGAAAGUGUCCCUUGUCCAUGGGUUAAGCUUGAUCAUACUUUGCUUUGCUUUGCUUGUAGGUUUAGGUGGAGGCUCUCACAACUUUUCUACGAUGUGUUUUGGACCUUGUUAUCAUGUUGAUGGAGGUUUGACUUCUUUAAGUACCUCAAAAGAUGGAUCACAAGUCGUGGUUGCUGGAAGAAAUGGUGAGACAAUGUCCAAGGACCAUUUUGUAAACUUCAGUGGAACCAUUACCCCCCUCCCCCCACUCCACGACUCCACGUCCCCCUACAUACCUACCAUGUGGCCAUAUCAUUAUCAUGGCUACUUUGAUUUGUCUAGUUACAGUGCGACUACUAUCAGUAAUGGGGCCAUCUUGACAAAGUUGAACAUUCAGAUUACAAGAGAACAACAAUACAUUCCAAGAAAGUUGGCCUUGGGCCAAUCAGCAGUUUGUAAAAAAAACAAUCAGUUACUGCCAGCACAAAAUUUAGAUAGUGACAGCAAAUGUUUUUCAAGAAAGCAAAAUGUUUCACCGCAUAAUGUUUUCUAUUUGAAACUUAUAACACCCAGGAGACAUACUUGUUUGACACAAGCUGUCAUUUUGUCAUUUACCAACAAUCUUGUUGCUACCAUUGUUGUGUUUUGCAAGAACAGGCAACCUUAAAUGUUACUAAUUAACAUUUACGUUUUUUGCCUCAGUCAUGCACUUUAACGGACCUCUCAGGAAACAUGGGCUUUCUUCAGCUGGUUCGAAAGGUCAUGACUGUUGGUUGUAAUUGGUUGAUUUCAAUUCAUGUUGUUUAUUUCAUUUCAUGGUAAUUAUGACUGACAACUAACUUUCUUGGAAUGUAUUGUCAUUUUCCUGUAAUCCGGUUGGUCAACCUUGUCCAGGUGGCCCUGGUUAUGGUAGUCACACUGUAACAUGUCCAUAGAUUUUCUUACAAGAAAACCCAGUAACGCUGCCAGCAAAUUAAUGUGACCAACAACAAUAUAAUAUUAUUGUGACAGCUUAAAGGGACAGGUUUACUGUUAAGCCCAUGCUCAUCAAUUAAAUUACUUCUUUCCAAUUUAUUAUUGAUUCUAUUGGUUAUCCCACUCACAUGUAUCUCAGCGAUCUCAGAGUGUAUUUCAAAGUAGAAUAGUAUUUCAUAGUAACCUGAAGUAGGAUGGAGGAGUACUAAAAUCGCAGAAAAAAUUAGUGGAUUAUGCCAACACCACCAACGUUGAAUUUAUUGUUGACCCGAAGGUUUUAUUCCAUGGUUGAUUAAUUUACAGCUAUUUGCAAAUAUUUAAGUUGAUCAAGUGCAAGUGACUGCCAGGGGAGUGUGCAGAUUGGUUCUUUGACAACAUUAUGACAUGAUCAUAUUGCUUGCAUAGACGAUACAGCAUGUCCCGGCAGGAAAACAGUAUUUUGAUAAAUGAGCUUGCGCUGAACCAUGAACCUGUCCCUUAAACGUGCAUACCCCUUAAUAAUUCACCUCAUUCAUACAACCUCGUAAAUCUUUUUUUUUUUUAAGAACUGACAUUAAGUUACAAAGAAAAAUAAAUCUUAAGUCCUGACAGAGUAUUUGUGAAAUCAGGAUUUUAUUCAUUUGACAAGUACAGUUUCCUUUAAUUUAUAACCAUGCCCUUUACAAAUUCAGCAAUAGUCUAUAAUAGGAGUUUACAAUAGAAAACAAGAAGAGAAAACAGCCAAAUGAAAAUUACCCCACCCCACUAAAAUGGCCACUCCACCAUGACGAAUUCUUUUUGACCUUUUAGUCGCCAUAUUAAUGGAGCUCUAACUGUACUCUUCAAAAAGUCGGUAAUAUUUAACAAAAAACUGAAAUGUUAGUCUGACUAUAACGGUAUGGCUAAAAUUUGUCUCUAGUUUUUUGGGGCAAGAUAACAUAACAAGAAGCAGGUUUGCAAUUCAAAGUCUAUAUGUUCACCUAUCAACAUACCAAGGAAUCACUGUCUAUUUUAUUUUGAGAUGUUCUACUCUGAUCUGUUUCCUGGCUAAAACAUCUUAGACCUUUCAAAAAUAAUUUGGUACCGUGGGUCCAUUUACCCCUUUUACUCAAAGACCAUGAUAUGGCUUGAUUAUUUGUUUCCCUAACUCUUAAAUCGGUGGAUAAAAUCUUAUGGUGUUGCCAUUCAAAUAAAACCUCUUUUACAGAACUUUACCAAGUAGUACCACGAGUUUACUGUUUACCUUGGCAUCAUACAUUUGUUUUUCUACUAUGUUUUUACAUUUCAGUUUUGUGUAAGUUUCCUCUGACUGGCUACCAUGCCAUGUUGCCUGUGUUUGCAGUAUAUUAACUUUGUCAUACUACCUGUACUUUAAAAGGUGCACAAGUGAUUAUUAUGUGAACAUUGUUUUGGUAUUAUUUAGUUUUCAAGGUGAUUGGGAUUGAAGAAUCUGCAUUUGUAGAGAAAACAAAUCUGAGAGUAGGAAGAAUCAACCUGAACUUCAGUAUAACAGACGUCCAGUGGCAUCCAUUUGAAGGUGAUAAAUGUUUUAGCAGGAUCUCAUUAGCAGCUGAUCCUAUUUCUUCCUAGUUUACAUGAAGUUAAAUCUGUUUAACACAGUUAACAACGCGGAGCGAGGGUGUGGUCAGCGGUCAGUUAUCUGGCUCAAGCGCAGUCAGCCUUGUUUGAAUCACCUUUAUGUGCUAAGUAAAACUUUUUCCUGGCGGCCACUCUCUUUGUUUAGCCUUUGGAUCAUUAUUUUACUCCCAUUCCUCCCCCCCUUUAUUCUUCCACUGAUAAAUCAGUGUGACAGGUGCCUGGCUCGAUUGGUGUGGGGGCUCACGGCUUGAGGGUGCAGGUUUGCCAGCCAUGGGGGCGUAACUCUUUCUAGGGGCUGGCUGUGCCAAAAGUGGAAGCCCCUUGACAUCCCUGGCACCCAUCUCCACUAAGCGAUGCAGUUGUUAAAUAUUCUUUUCUCCCAGCUUCCUUUCUUGCUUGUCCUAAUUCCCUUUCUUUCUAUACUCCCAGCUGCCAGCUCCCAUUCUCCUAGUUAAUCCCCUCUUCGCCCAGUAACAUGCUGCUUAUCUUCUUAUUUCAUCUCUCCUUGUAUGGUCCUCUUGUUAACACUUUCAGUCACAAUAUUCACAUACAAAUUACUGACCUCCAAUACUGAUCUCCUUAUUCCCUGGAAAAAUGUUUGAGAGAAAUAUUUGUGUAAAGAUAAAACAUUAUUUUUCCCUUUGGCGAUCAUUUUAGCACUGAUGAAAAGACAAGCAGGAGUGUAUCAUGCCUCGAGUGUUUUAAUGCAAAAAUACACACCUGCGAGUUUUUUAAACAGUACUAAAAUGAUCGCCAAAGGGAAAAUGUUUGAUCUUUAAACAAAGGAAUAAUAAGGAAUAAUAAAACAUCUAUUUUAAAACAAAAUUGUUAAAUUUGUCCAAUUAUCUUGAUCUGGAAAAGAAAACAAUUAGAACAAAAGAAAAAGGACACUUGUUUAAUAUUACAUGACGCUGUUACACUGCUGACCACAUAGUCUGCUACACAGCCGUUUUUAGUGUCGUCACGCAACGCUCCUCCCCACUAACGGCUGCUGAAAACCGAACUACAUUCCUUUCCCUUUGUGUUUGUGGUCUAACGAACAAACCAAUCAUGUACAAGAAAUUUGAAAAUACGUGAGCCGCUGGGCGCUAGGAAGCGAUCACGCUUCUCAGUUUUCGACAAAUCAAUCAAUCGUCGCUGAAUUUAGACGGGCUCUGUGUUUUCAAGCAACGAAAAGGUUAAUUUGCGAAAAAGUUUGUUUUAAGCAGUCAAGAAAGUUUCAAGUGAAAAAAAGGUUUGAUAGGCCUAGAAAACUUUUACCAGGAUCGGUUGGUUCUUCAUUUAACGUGCAUAUGUGCUGAUAUGUAGUGAAGAAUUUAAUGUACCGGAUGUGCUCAUUGUGUUCUGUGAAGACUAAACUCUCAAGGGUACUGAUUCAAAAAGCAAUCUUAUAAAUUAUCGAUGAGCGAUUUCCCGAAACUAUACCUGGCAACUUCAUGAGCACAUCCAUGUUGUGCAUCGCAAUUUUCUCGACUUGCUUGCUGUUGCUGCUUAUCUCCUAAAUUUUGAAUAGGACUCGACUACGACAACACUGUAGUUACACGUGACAAUUUUGAUUAUUCUGUCAUUCACACAUGGGGCAACGAUAAAAGCAAAGCUGUGAUUGGAGGAGUCACAGUACCGCAAAGGUGGCGCGAACACCUUCCAGAAUGGGAGCUGAGUUAUAAUUGGCUAAUCAUGGGAAAGAAAUGUAGUUCAGUUUUCAGCAGCCGUUAGUGGGGAGGAGCAUUGCGUGACGACACUAAAAACGGCUGUGUAGCAGACUACUGACCACACUGCUUGUCUCUGAAAUCAAAAUGGCUGCCCAAGAUACCGCAAUCGAAGGUUUCAGAUGUCUUGCAAGACUUUCUUUAGUGGUAAAUCACCUUAAAUAACAUUAAGAUUCAGAAAUUGUUUCGUUAAAGUUAGAAUUCAUUGUUUACUUUACUUGAAUUUAGCAUUUUUUUUACAAAUUAUGCGAUUUGAGGUCAAUUGUGCAAAAUCGCACCAUCACGUAAUAUCAGAUGGCCUGAUUAUUAAUGAGUUUUGAAUUAAUUUUUGUAAUGGUUUUUUUACUUGAUUAUGUAUGGAUAUUUUUAGGAGAUAAUUAAUGUUGGUCACCCUUGGGACUAAUAAGGGGUGUCACAUAUUUGUAACAUAUUCGUGUAUAAUAAUAUAGGAAGAGUAAUAUAAAUUUAGUUCCAAUAUUUUUUUAUAUUAGCACUGAAGCACACGUACCAUCUCCACGGUAUGGCCAUUACCUUGCACAUAUGCACACUACCAUAAUCCAGCAGUGGCAGCCAUGGACAGCUGUUUCGCCCUUUUUGGGGCUCAUCAGCAUCACAUUGCCGUCAGGUCUAUGAACAGGUGAACCAGUGUGUCAAAACCCUUUACAACUACGACUUGUCUAUGGUGAAGCUCGGCAGUUACCGCCGGGGUCGAUGACCUUUCGCCUAGGCCUUUGCCAUGCUGAUGAGUCCUUAGCUAAUGAGGAGGAAACAGCUGUCCAUAGCUGCCACUACCGAGGUGAUAUGGUUGUGCGUAUGUAUAUAUAAGGUACUGGCCAUGUACAUGUGCUUCAGUUCUUAAAUUGAUAUUGUUUUUAAAUUCAGUUACUUUGGUAUGGCUCAUGAUCAUAACUAACUAGAAAUUUCUAUUUCAAAUUUAAAUGAUUUAAUUAUUUUGGCAGAUCAUCUCUUGGCUACUGCAGCUGGAAAUGGAGCUAUUGUUCUUUGGAAUUUAAACAAAAUCACAAAACAGAAACAAGGUAAAGAUCACAUCUCGAGGGAAGUUCCAGGGUGUUCUUUAAAUGUCUGGUUUUAUUUCCUUUUUAUAGGUGUGCUAAGUUUAUUAGAAACUUCCAAUGGCGAGAGGGGGCUCAUCCAGAUCUGAAGUCUAGUUUUUACCUUCCUUAUCAUCAUCAUCAUCAUCAUCAUCAUCAUCAUCAUCAUCAUCAUCAUCAUCGCCACCACCAUCAUCAUCAGCAUCAUCAGCAUCAUCAGCGUUAUUAUCUGUUCCUGGGCACCUUGAAUAAAUACUAAAAAACAAUAUUCCCUUAAUAGCCUCUGUCCCACCAAAGAGCUCCCCCGACCUGUAGUUCUUUUUCUUCUGUGCAUCUCCAUGACUACCUUGGUCUACCUCUCUUUUUUCUUGUUUUUUUUUUGCCAUAAAAGUAUUGGCCUAUCUUUAUUUCCUUUGUAUUAGUCUUGAAAAUUACUGUGUUCUACCCUUGCUAAGGAUUGUAAACCAUCAAGAGACAUUUCAUUAUUAAUUUUCUGUGUGUAAUCAGUAGCAAGUGUAGUUAUUGUCUUAGAGUGUGAAAUCAUUAUCUAAAUGAGGGCUUGAAAUAGUUUUGCAGCUGGCAUCGGUCAAGUUGCCUCAGACACAACCCAUUUUAGCCAGACUGUUACAAAGUGUCCAGUUAUCCAAGGAUUUGAACAUUACAAAGCCUUCUUUUGACCAGCCAUUGUCCAUUGAGUGGCUGUUAUUUCAAGCCCACUAAUCCCCUGUCAAAUUACUCUUGAGGAAGUUCUGUUUACUUGUCCAUGUGCACGGAGUUGAGGAGACAUUCCUACUCCUUAGCUGAAUAUAAUUAUGAAUGCACUCAAAGUCUCAGCCGUAACAGACAUGGUAAGAAUUUUUUAUUGUCUUUCCUUUGUCAGAGUUGGUAUUCACAGAUCACAAGAGAACAGUCAACAGGAUUCAAUUUCACCCAGUUGAGAAGGAUAUACUACUGAGUGGAUCUCAAGAUGGAACAGUAAAAUUUUUUGUAAGACAAAAAUGUUUUAAAUUGAUUAUGAAAAUAAUGUGAUCCUUCUGACCCUUAUUAAUGUUCUGGGCCCAGUUGUUCUAAGGCCAGCUAAGGCUAUCCAUUAAAUUUCAAUCCAAGUUUCUUUUCUUCCAAAGCAUUUCUCCGACAAUUUUCUCUAUUCUAUUUAGAGCACCCUCUCCAAAAAAUUGUAGGCAAGGAGAAUUAACUGAAUUUGCCUUCUAAGCUUUCAUAUCUUAAUUCACAUUUCAGACAAUCCAGGAUUAUCUUAACCCAGCUUUGAACAACCCGGCCCUAAAAUCAUGUUAUUGGUUUAACUUAAUCAAGUUUUUAUGAGUGAUAUAAUCUGUAAAUGUUUCAUUGUUUUUAUUCACUUCAAAGGUAAGCCAUCAAUUAAUUCUUUUUCAUCACGUGAAUGCUGAGCUAUGUUUCUUGAAACAGAUGUCCAACCACCUCUUGUAAAACCAACAAGACCACUUUUUGAGGCAUCAGUUUUCAGCACUGUCAACCCACCAGGUCUUAAAAUAUUGAGAAUCGAUAGGGAAGGGGUGAUAUAGCAAAAUACUCGUUGACUCCAUUGUCAUGAAUUUGUGAUGUGUUACCUGACUGGUUUACUUCCCACCAAUCAUAUUAUUGGGUAUAUUGCAAUGGCAUAAUAUACCAUACCGGAGUUUAUGAGGAAACGUUCGAUGUUAACAGUGAAAUACAAAAUGUAGCUCAAACAAUGAAAAAUAUUUUAAAAUUUACUUCAGUGAUUAUACGGGAGAUUUCAUAUUCUAAUCUGACCCGGGAGAUACGGUCCAAACUCUGGAGUCUCCCCGAUUAUCCGGGAGACUUGACAACACUGAGUUUUACAUUUUUUUUUCAAUUAAAAAAUGUGUACAGUAUAAGACUUGAGUUGAGACCUGAGUCGAGACUAUGAGAACCAUUAUUAGCAACCUGACUUGUUGAAACCACAAUUUGUAAACAACAAUUACAGCUAUCUAUUUAUUCUUCACAUAUUGUUCCAGGAUUUACGAAAACAGAAUGUUGCCUCAACAUUUCAUGGAAAAUCAGAUAUCAUACGCGAUGUUCAGGUACAAUUAGGAUAAAAUUCAAUUGGGUCAGAAUUACGGGAUUGAAGAACCCUAUUGGGGACUCUCACAAUCCAAAGGCUAGACAAAGCGAGUGACCACCAUGAAAGCGUUGUACGUAGUACGUCAGGAGCUGAUGCAAGCAAUUCUGACUGCGCUUGCACCACCACACUGACUGCUGACCGACAAUACGAGUCCGUGCUCUUUGUAGUUAAUCGCGUUAAAUUUCAUUUAACUUCAUUUUAAGAGUGAAAGGCUGACUUUCUGUCUUUUAAUGGGGCUGUCUAGCAGUAUGGGCUUCACACAGGUUACCAAUUCACUGCUGAGUUUUUACAAUAACUGAACAAUUUCUUGUGUGGUGAUUGAUCGAGAGUUAUGUUAUGAGAGUUCAUGUGCAGACCAUGGUAUGGAUGUGAUGAUUGCGUAAGUUGUUUGUAUUUAUCUCUCCAGUGUGAUUUUCCCUAGAAACUGGAAGCCAAAAACUGUCAAUGGUAUUGAAAAAAAAAAAGACAGCAAAUUUCCAUAUGUUCGUGGGGCUAGCUUCGACUCUAAUGACUUUGAAAAUUUCCAAAGUUUUAUCAAAUGAGGCCAGGAGGUAGCUAGCAGCCUAGAUUAAAACAGUUGGUAAAUUAAAGUGCAGACGACAUGGCUUUAUUUCAUUUUUUUAACAGUUUAAUCCGUUUGAUGGACUAACAUUUGCCACAGCAUGUGAAAACGGAAAUAUUCAGGUAACGAUUUGUAUGUAAAGGGGCUAAUACAUUGUAAGGGUUGGUAAAGGGUUGAACACACCCAGAGUCAGUCGUUGUCCAUUUUCAACUUUUGACUCUGUUGCCAAAAUCCUCAAAUGUAAAUAUUCAAAGGAAAUUUAUGCGACUUUACGCUGCACACAGUUUGUUUGAAAAGUGAUCCUCUUCUUGAAAUUUUUUUGGAGGGGAUACACGUGUGAGUUGUAAGGCUGUUGUAUCUUCCUUUACAAUAAGUUAGGUAAUUUAUCAUUUAAAUUAAUUAAGUCAGUUUUACCACCGUAAAGAGAUUGAAGUGCUAGCGUAGCCUGAGAAAACAGCGGAUAUUUUGCGACACCGCCACUGGCUUCCCCGCAAAAUAAUCACCCUUGUUUUUCAUGUUACCUUGUUCCCACGAAUAGCAUUGCUCCACCAUUUGAUGUAUAAACCAUACACAACACACAGUCCCUUGAUUUGCUCUGGCAAGGGCUAACGCUACCGUGAGAAAACAGCCGACAUUUUACGACGCCACCACUGACUUCCCACGAAAUGAUGUCUGAGAAACGAGCGAAGAAAUUCCAUACUGAUGACGUGUCACUACCCAGAUCUGGGUAGCGCUUCUGAUUGGCUGAAAUUUGCGUCAACCAAUCAGAAGCACAAACAAUAGCCAGAUCUGGGUAGUGACACGUCAUCAGUAUGGAAUUUCUGCGCUCGUUUCUCAGACGUCAUUUCGCGGGAAGUCAGUGGUGGCGUCGUAAAAUGUCGGCUGUUUUCUCACGGUAGCGUUAGCCCUUGCCAGAGCAAAUCAAGGGACUGUGUGUUGUGUAUGGUUUAUACAUCAAAUGGUGGAGCAAUGCUAUUCGUGGGAACAAGGUAACAUGAAAAACAAGAGUGAUUAAGUUGAUUGAGAGGGGAUUUGAAAAGCGCCAAUGUGAAGAGAACGGUUUUGUUCGAGAUUUUCUUCGCGUUUUUUUGUGUUGCCUUGGUUUAGGAAGAGAUGUUAGCCUACGAAGCAGGCGCUUGCAAGUAAUAUGCAAGAAAGAACACCCCAGGGGAGAGGGAGCGCAUUCCCGAGAGGCCCACGAAAAUCUUUCCCCUUGUGUGUCCUCCUCGCGCGCCCUGUUUUUCUUGCGCCCAUUACUUUAAGCGCCUGCUAUGUAGGCUAAAGAGAUGUAGAUUGCUAAAAUUUGGCAAGAAUAAUUCGAAGGGAUGAAAUGGCGCAUGACUGAUUCAGCCUUGUUCCUAGGGUCCUCUGGUUUCCAAAUUGGGAGCUAUAGAAAGGAAGACGGCGAUGGCAACAAGAACCUCAGAAAGCAAUAUGUUUAGAUUGGCAAAACAACAAGUUUUCAUGUGUAUCACUCUUUUUUUGUACAUUUCUUUGCCAUCACUGCACGACCUGGAUGUGAAAAUGCCUAAUUUCAUGUUUUAUGGAGGACGUAAACAAGCGACGACAAAUUUUUCUUUCUCUCCUAAACUUGAGUGAGGUCCCCAGGAACUCAAUUCCAGGGAAAUUCGCCGACAAUUGACAUUUUCAGCGAUUUGGAAUAAACACGACAAAGUUUGAAAAACGCGAUUUCAUUUUAAGAGUAACGUUUUUGCUGCCGUCACUGUCGUUGAUGCCAAAGCUCGCUAAUAAUUAUAACGGCGGCAGGAGUGAAGACCCUGUCACACAGCCGAACCACGUGACUAAUUUUUCUUCUGACGCCAUGUUGAAAAGUGAGAAGCCCCUGGGGACAAGGUUGCGACUGACUUGUGGUGCAUUUUUUCCAUCCUUUUUAUUGUAGUUAUGGGAUAACCGUCAGACCAGCUCUCCUUUCAUCCAACAAGUUGGACACAAUGGACCUGCAUUUGCUAUUGAUUGGCAUCCAGAAGAGAAGAACUGGGUAGCUUCUGCAGGAAGAGACAAACUUAUUAAGGUAGCAUGGCAAUGUUUUUGUUUGUUUUUGUUGUUGUUGUUGUUGUUGUUUUUAAUGCUUUAGGGAAUAAAAAUUUCACUAGAGGUAAAUUUGGUUGGGUACCGAUUCUUUGCGUUUCAUGCCUGUGAAGAAAUUUUUUGCAAAUUUGGGAUUUCUGUCCCGGGGGUCACUCAAAAAGUUCUACACAGGUAGACUCCGCCCGAGCUCCAACCCCAUACCCUUUUAUGUAUCAUUUAAGGACAGAAAAGGUACUCUCUCGUAUACCUGACAUUGACAAAUUUGUGCCCUUUCAUAGACCUACAAUCAGGGGCAAAAGUAGUUGACUCACUUGUUUAAAACGGAUGCUUUUAUCAAACAUUUAAUUCAUUUAUUAUUUCAUUCCUUUUAAAUGCCGUAAAUACCCUCACCCCCCGGAUCAAGCCUUUUAGGUCCUUUCGCAGUCCACAGCGACAGAUUUUCCUACCCUUUCAUUUACUUCAAACUAGUGAAAUCCAUAUACCUAAAGCCUAAAAAAGGUACCCCUUUCGGGCGGAGCCUCCCCGUAUAGGCCAUUAUAGGGAGUACCCCCCAAGUAUUUCGGCGGCUGAACCAUCCCUGAGGAAAGUGAGGAACUACGAGUAGUCUAAGUCCAUGGCUUGCACAGUGAACUCUUGUUCCGACACGAUCCAUCCAAUCCCAAGCGCCAACCUUGCCUACGGCUGUUGUUGCCUUUACUGAAUCAACACUCAUUAUUGAUAACCUAAUUGCUUCGUUAUACUGCAGGUUUGGGAUAUUUACGCUAAGCCUAGUCUUCUCAAUACUAUUCAAACGAUAUCUGCAGUGGCUUGUAUCAAGUGGAGGCCACAAAGAAAAUUCCAGAUUGCAAGGUAGGGCUAUGACUUCAUUUCCUACUGUUUACUGGCACCAUCACCGGUUGGACAGAAUAUCAAGAGGUUGUCCCUUUGAUAACAGUCCCCUCCCCCCUACAGAUCAACCACCCUAGACCACAGACAGCACAGUAGUAGUAUAAGAGGGAUGUUUGGAUCAAUUGAAGUUUCUGGGAAACUGCCCACCUACCCCUCCCCUAACCCAACAUUUGGCCCUAUGUGAGAAGUAAGUGUUAAUGUUGACUUAGGGGAGGGGUAGGUGGGCAGUUACCCAGAAACCUGAAUUGUUCGGGAUCGGGGAUUCAUUAACGCCGAUGACAUCAUAGCCUUUUGUCUUUAUCUCAUAGACAAAAUGCGGUGGAAUCUCAUUCUUUCUAAUACAAUAGAAACAAUAGACUCACUCAACCUUGACCGGUUUAACCUGUUUGUCGUGUUCUAGUUUUAUCGCCAUUAAUAUAUUCCCCCGCAAGAUAAUGAGAUUCCCCCGCUUAAAAGGGAGUAAAACAUCUCUACCAUACUACUAACUGACUGCCCCACACAGUACGUUAGUGAGUCACGCCACAGUUAAUUAAAGUGGAAUGGUUGGGAAACCCCUUGUUGUAGGUUUUUGUUAGCUUUUUUGGACCUGACUGUGCACAACGUUCAAUAGCAUUCCUAUCAUUUUGAACUUACUGACCAAUAGAAACAUUGCUUUAAUUUAUUCAGUCACCAUUUGGGAACAUAAAACAAAGGAUUGACGUUGGCCUAGGGGAGGGGUAAGUGGGCAGUUUACCAGAAAAGUAUGAUGAUCCUCGUGGGAUCCUUUCAGUCCCAAUAUCCACAUCAAACUUCUCCAGACUGUUCUCCAUUUAUUUUCGUAAAGAGAAGGUUGAGAGAAUUUGAUAAAAGAAAAAGCAUUUUUCCCAUGGCGGUCAUUCUGUUAAUUCUCCUAACUAUUUCUAUUGAUGGUGUAUUGAUGUUGUUUGGGAGAAAAUUGAUGUUGGUCACUCCUGUUUCCUUUCAGUUGCUCUCUUCUUGUUGAUUUUGAUAUCCAUGUCUGGGACAUCAGAAGACCUUACAUACCUUAUGCGUCUUUUAGCGAACAUAAAGAUGUCGUUACAGGUAAUGCACAAAAAAGAUUAUGCCUCUUUGCGUUAAAUAAUUUCCUUCCAUCUUUGAAUCUGUUAGACUUGAACAGAUGUAUCUUUCUUUAUUGUAAAACCAUUAUAACACGUGUAUCACACAUGGACUAAACUAAAUAUCACGUGACAAUGACGUCACAGUUGUUGUAGCUCUAAAUCGAAUCGCAGCACUUAUCAGCAUUUUAUUUAGAAAUGCCUGACGCUGCCUGUACUCUGGGUGCUUGUCUUUCUUUUUUGCGAAGUUUCACAAAAAUCUAUAAGAGGACUGACUUUGGAAUAUUUACACAAAUUUGCGCUUACGUUAGACAACGUAAAAAGUGUUCAAUGGACACGAAAUUCUGGGAUUGUAUAGUACACUGAUCAAUUGCAGCACUUAGAUUUUUGAAAGAAAAUCCAUUGAAGAAUUUUGGUUUAAUCGCUGUCUUCGUGAAAGUAGCCUUUGAAGUUACAAAAAGAGCUCAGCAUUGCGUUAAUAUGCCGAUGAGGGCUGCAAGUCGAUCCAGAGCUAAAACUGUUGUGACGUCAUUUUCACGUGAUCUUUAUUCCGAUCGCCCAAAAAAUAAUAUCAUAAAAAAGUUUAGUGUAUGUGUAAUACAUGUGUUACAAUGGUUUCACAGUAGGAUACAAAGGAUUCAAAGAUGGAAGGUGUACCUACAAAACUACUGGGUCGAGCCACCUUAAAUGAAUGUUUAACUGUGACAAUAGACCGAUCGAAACGCACCAAUGACAUUACGAGUCUUCAUGGCCAAUAACAUCACGGCUUAACUGGCAGACGACCAAUAACAUUGGGACUUAAUUGACCAAUCAGAUCAAUAACCAGAGUUUAAUACCAUCAACUGACGAGAUACAACUCACUUUGACUCUGAAGAUGACUACCGCACCGGUUGUCGAAACGUCAGUCACUGUCAACAACAGUCCUAUUCAUGACUAUGUUCACCCGGACGAUUACUCAACCUACUUCUGAAAUGACUCCUGGCUUCACACCUUUCACAGAUGAACGUGAAAUUAAUUGUAAAUGACAAAAUUGCAUGUCUCCCACCAAGCAUUACGCCAAACGUUACAAAAAAAAAAACUAAAAUGAACUUUCAAAAACUGUCAGGCUAACAAGUUUUUUAAAACCCCUAUUGCAAUUCGUUUCAAUCUUCAAAUUUGUUCAACCGUGCCUCCUUUUAUAUUUGCUGUGUUUAUUAUACAUUCUUUCCAUGUUUUGAGCAGUUAAUUUCAUGUUCCGCUCAGUUUGUUUUCAGUUCUCACUGUUAGCCUGUCCCAGGCUCCGAGAUAGUCGGGCCCGCGGAAUUGAGAAAGCGCGAACACGAAGAAAAACGGGAGGAAACUGGGGAGAGGGGGGCGGCUUCCUUUUCACUUUUUCCCGCCCCGCCCCCAUUUUCGCGCACCCUACACUUUCGCGUCUUCCCCACUCUUUCGCGCCUUCUCCACUAACUGAGAGCCUGGAACAGGCGAUUCCGACUGUUUGAAUUUUGAUACAUUUCGUGACCCUGCUCCUUUAAAUAGUAGCACUGAGUAACUCAGAAAUGUUUGGUUUUUUACUAACCACACAAGCACAAGUACAAGAAUCUGGUGUCAUAUAAAAACGAACGCUGACGCAAACUAGAGAAAAUACGGAAGGAAAAUUUUGUUUCUUGUGCGUAUGCUUGGGAGUAAGACAUUUUAUCGUAAAGUAAGAAGGACUCUAAUGCCCACGCUGGUACUUGUGUUACCUGUGAAAAUCAGGCUUGUCGUCAUGUAUAAUGCUGGCGUGCGCCGGGGAAGUUAAGAUUUUGUAAGACGACAAGCCUAGUUUUCGUUUCUAUGGUCGAUAACAGUAUUGCUAACUUUAUACAGAGCUUCGUAUCUGAUAGAACAAUUUCUCAUUUUCAUCUCAUUCAAUACAAAAUUGUUAUCGAUUUGUUUUUUACAAUAAAAUUGACUGUGUUGAAGCUCCAUCUCCGUUGACGUUCCUCGGAAAAUCGCGGCGUCAAAGAGAAAAUCAAAUUGCACUACCAUCAUGUUAUUUCCAUGAUUCCCACUCUCAUCGACCAUGCUUUUUCUCGACCAAUCAGGGGCCGACCUGCACCUAUUCCAAACAAGGUUUGUGAUUGGCUGGGAAAACAAUAGGGAUGGUGACAAAACAAUGCCCCUUUCCCUGAAAACAAUAGGUAGUGCAGGUUAUAGGCGAAUCUUGGGUGACGUCAUUGUUUACAUUUUUCCUCAUUAGCAUACGACUUAACUCAUAGAAGUCGUGACCGUAUAUAUAUCAACUAAAUGCAAAAAUUGAACGAGCUGAUUAAGUUGAGCAAUUUGUGCGAUUUUCAGCUCUUUGCAAGCAAUAUUGAAGGAAAUAUCAGCCGUCAAAAACUGCGAAAUUGCUGUGUGGCAAAAAAGUUAAUGAGCCGUACAUUCUCUGUAAAAUUUAGAUUUUUAGAAGCGAAUUUCUCCGAAACCAUUCGGUGUAUUGGGCUCAAAUUUUCAGAGAAAACUGAAACUAUUAUGCCCUUUGAAUAUUCAGACUUUUUACUGUAUUAGCGUCACCAGAUAGUGAUAAGCAUAUGUUAAUGAACCAAAAAGUGUAAACAAAGAUUCGCCUAUAGCCACCAAUGAAACACUAAGAGGUUUGGGUGAGUGCAGGUCAAUCACCAAUCAGCGCGCGCAAUAAAUUGAUUGUAAAAUUCUUAUUUUAGAAAAUAUUUGCCUGCAUUUACUCAACAAAAGUAACUGAAAUGUCUUACUUUUGUCAGGUAUUCUUUGGCGACAGUACCUCCGUAGUAAAGACCCAUUUGUGUUCUUGUCAUGCGCAAAAGACUCCAUGCUUUAUCAACAUGUAUUCAGUGACGCUCAGCAUCCAGCAGACCACGCCCCAAGGGUUGGACUGUCAAUGAACGUCAAUGGAGACAUCAGUGUUGCGUGUUGUGACUCGUUACCAAAACGAUUUCCGGUACAAAGCAUAAUACACACAAGACCGUGAGUUCCCUAGAUACAGAAAUACACCGUUAAUAGAUACACGGUCUUUGGGGAACAAGGGAUGGCGCAGUGGUGAGAGCAAUCGUCACUCACCAAUUUGUUUUUUUUGCUCGAAAAGUUACAAAAACGGGCCCAGGGCCCGGAAGGGGCCAGAAGAAGAUAUGCAGAAGGGCCCCCAAAAAAUCCAGAAUGGUCCCAGACCUUUUACCAAAAUUUUGAGUACAGGGAGGUGAAACAAUCGACAUUGACCUAAAAGGGCAAUUUUAAGGUCAACCAUGAGAGUCGGUCGGGGUGAUGUCGCAUUGCACUGUGGGAUUGUUGCGGUUACGCUAUCGCUGCUCUUAUUGUUACAAAGUUGCAAAGGAAACUGGGUCAAACUUCGUUUCCCAGAAAAAGUCCCGUGGUGCAGCCCGACACAACUCCGACCCAGUCCCAAACCCAACUUAAAAAUGACCAAUACUUUGUCCCUAGUCCCUAGUCCGGCAUCUACCGCGGUCAAACGUCUAUUAAGGCGUCUUCUUGUUCUGUUUGGCUGGGAUUUCAUUCAGCAGUAAGUGGAUUGGAGACGUGAGCAAAGACGUAUAAAAUACUUAGUCAACCUAACUAUCUUCUCAUUUUCCUCAAAAUAUUGAGCAUCUUUUCGGUAAAAACGCUUCACGCCCGAGUAAAAUUAUGCUGGUAAAUAGCGCCCACAGUGACACAAUUUUCAGUUUCAGUAACUAGAACUGUUGUACUAAACUGUCAAAACGUUAUCUUAGUCUUUCAAAAGUGAAAGUAACAACCUUCGCGUUGCAGUACUUUGCUUAGCUCUUGCAAAUUUUUCUCGUUUGAGCAGAAGUCCGGCCAUGCCUUAUAUAACCAACUAGUUUGCCUUCUGGCAGUCACGUUACCGUAUUUCCUUGAAUAAUAGCCAGGAGCGAUUAUUAUUUUUUCGCACACAAAGGGGACGAUUAUUCGAGGGACGGCGGUUAUUUUAAAUAUUCCCGUUUGGGGUGGGAGGGCGAUUAUUCGAUGGAAGCGAUGAAUUGAGGGACCGCUAUUAUUUGAGGAAAUACACUAGUAUGUUGGAUGUGGAUUGUUUGUAAUUUUGUCAGUGGAGUGCCCACAAAUUAGCUUCCAAUAUAGGAAAAUCAUUUCUAUCACAUUUCCAAUCUGACGAAUUCCGGUUUCUUUUUACAGGCGUGGUGGUAAUACUACUGUUUUCUUACACAACAGUAGUCUGACAUCACAGCGCAAGUUUCAAGACAUUGCCGAUAACAUAACGGAAGUGAAAAGCAGGGUUGUUGUUCAUCAAAAUAAGGAGAUUACAGUGAGUAAUUACUAGGGACCCAAAGUCAAAUCGUUUAUACCUAGAGUUAUAGGUAGUAGACGGACAUGUUUUCAAUGUAGCUAUAAAGAAGGCGACCAUGAUUUCUCAGAUAAGUUAUUGGAGAGCUUAAAUGGGGCUAUGUUAGGCUUUUUGCGUCAAUUGGAUUUCAAAAAUUGUCCGGUAUUGCUCGAACUCUUUGCGGAAGACCAUCCUAACACUACACUUUGGUAGUGUUAUUAAGGAAUUUAAGAAAAGGCGUUUUUAAGCUACUCACCUCAACCGGAAGUGGACUUUUUACAUUCCUUAUUAGCGGCCGGUUUUGCCAAAUUUUUCAGCUAAAUCGUCUCUACGAAUGUAAAGAAACUAGGCAAUACAAAUUUUAUGGCGUCAAGGCAUAUUAAGGAUCAAUUAAGGUUUCUGGGAAACUGCCCACCUACCCCUCCCCUAAGCCAUCAUUUUGCCCUAAGCAAGAAGUAAGUGUUAAUGUUAGCUUAGGGGAGGGGUAGGUGGGCAAUUUCCCCAGACACCUAAAUUGAUCCCAUAUUAAAAGGGAAAAGUCCUCACUUCCGGUUGACGUGCGUCUCUCAAAAACACCUCGUGUUUCGAAAUAGUCAGAAUCAUAUUUUUUAUACAUUUGCUCCUUUAGAAACGAGAAAGAAACUGGACCGAGUUGACUUUUGCAAGGCUCGCUGGGAUCGUUACUGGGGACGCGCUGGUCAGCUAUUGGACAAUUUUUUUGUUGUCCCUGGUAACAGCCCCAGAAGUCUUUGCGAAAGUAAACUCGGUCCAGUUUCCUUCUGGUUUCUAAAGUGGCGAAUUGUUAAGUACCCUUUUUUUCUGGGAUCAUUACUGGAGAAGAGUCGGUUAGCUAUUGGUCAAUAAUUUCGUUGUCCCUAGUAACAGCCCCAGAAGUCUUUGUGAAAGUAAACGUGGCCCAGUCUCCUUGUUUCCAAAGUGGCGAAUCGCUGAUUAUAGUCAGACAAAGAUAUUUUCAUACACGGGUUUGUUGUCCUUUUCCUUUUGCAGAAGAAGGAUUGGUUUGGCCUCCUCGCUCAGAGCUAUCAGCUGAGUGGACGGUCAUACUCUGAUCUGUGCGAGUACAACUGCCACGUAAGGGACAGUUUUCUUUCUCUUUGCUUUCUUCAUAAAACCUCAACGGCCUUACAGGUCUUGAAACUUUUUUUACUAGGUAUUAUUAUCAUUAUUAUUACCAUUCUCAGAGUGACGCCAUUAGUGCGAAACUCUUUUUUUUACUUGUAACAUAUUUUUAUAUGGUACUGUUCUUUUUAAUGACGUAUUGUUGGUUUUCACAUGACGUCACUAAAUUUCAAACUAAAAAACUAUCGAUCCUACCGAGAUUUUACUUUCACGAUGUAUUAGAGCAGCUGAAAACUAAUUUUCAUACAAAUUUCCGCUUCAAAAAGGUUCUUGGUUUUGUGAUACAGUAUGUUUGAAUUUCUAAGCUUUUGCGUGACGGGGCAUUUACAUCAUGGCCAAGAGAGCUGUCGUGUAGGUUAAAAAAAUGACUUAUUUCAGGAAAUUUUGCUAUCUAAACAGUUCAUGUAUUAGAAAAAGAAUUACUUUAAUGUUUAUGAGUUUCUCGAAGCAUAAAUUCACGCUUUUGUAGCAAAACUCGGUAACAGCUGUUUCUUUUGGUUGCCAUCCGCCAUGUUGGAGCUCAUCCAGGUGAGCACCAGCAUGGCGUCUCCAUACAAAUCUCUACAAGUUUGGGUAAAACAUUUCUUCGGAUAUCUCGUAGACGAAAUAUUCUUCUGCCCUGAAUCUUGGCGAGGGUCUUUGUGUAUGUACCUCCUUUCAUUUCCCACAUUCUGGACUUAAUCUGUUGAACGGUUUUGAUUUUUAUUUUGAUCCAUUUUGAAUGGCGUGACACUGAAAACCAGCAAUUGUUUUUUUUUCUUGUAUUUAUAGAACAUUCUUAUUCUGUUGUCGUUUGUCUUGAUAAUGACGUCCGAGAAAGUCGAAACAUCGUCAUAUUUUUUAACGUUUUUUAUAAUUUCUUAAAUGGUUUUUUAGCAACAUUUUUCGCAUUUUUUAGAGCCAAAAUUUUCGACUAUCAUUAUUAUUAUUAUUAUUAUUAUUAUUAUCAUCAUCAUUAGAUUAGAUUCUGGGAAACAACCAACCUACCCCUUGCAAACUCAACGUAAACACCGAUGUCUCACUUAGGGCAAAACGUUGGAUUAAGGGAGAGGUAGGAGGGCAGUUUCGCAGAUUUUUAUAUUGAUCCGAAAUACCCUCUAGGUUGCUGCUAAGCUUAUGAUGCAGGAGCAUGCGCAGACGUGGUCAGUCUUGAAAACUCUCUACAGUAGCGUGGGAAGUCCUGGUUCAACACCUGCAACGCUGGCACCCAGUACUAAAAAUCCUCUCGCGACCGGAAGUCAUGGCAGUGGUGGGGGCCUGAGUACCGCCGGAAAUAUUGAACCUGCUACUAGUGAGUAAAUACGCCGGUUUUGUUUUAAGUUUGAGUUUUUCAACCUGACUUUAGUGACACCGACGUUUAGGAUGAGGUUGUGAGUGUUGACGCGUUUCCUGGAGAGGUUUUUUAAGUUAUAAUCCGCUUAUAUUAGGAACUGUGUAAUAAUUACCAAGCAAGGCUAGGCAGCUUUUGAAAUGAGUGCAAAACGACUACAAGUUAACUUGAUUAAAUGAACCAUCCUGUAACAAUAACUAAAAUAACUCCCCCCCCCCCCCCCCCGCUGUUAAAGCCGAUCACUAAGGCACAUUUCCACGUGCAACCAAUUGGUCUCUUUUUCUUCUCUUUUCUCUCUUUCGCGCCGCUUCCAAAAUCAAAAGCUAUUAAAAAUUCUACACUGAACUACUAAAUACGUCUGUACUAUGUAACGUAACGUAACGUAACGCCUAAUGCAGGAGUUGUUUACCAGAAAUGAUGGUAUUUAUACAGUCGAACCCUGCUUACGGCCAUCUCUCCACUACGGCCACCUCUCUACAACGGCCACUUUUUUCGGCGGACAGUCCAUACAUUCACUCUUGUUUAAACCUUUCCUGAACGGCCACCGCUUCACAACGGCCACUUUUUUUGGCGGACAGUCCAUACAUUGACUCUUGUUUAGACCUCUCUGCAACGGUCACUUUCUUCUGUCGCCAAGGUGGCUGUUGUGGGCAGGUUUAACUGUAGAUGCUUACAAGUCACAUUUCUCCUUUUAGCUGGAAUUAGCAGUCAAAGUAAUGUCCAGAGCACACCAAAUCCAAAAUCAUCAGCUGAACCAACAGUGGCACACAGUACUGGGUUACAAGGAGACACUCAAGGUAAAAACAGUUGGUCCACAAAGCUCCAUGCAUUAUUUUAUUCUUGGUUUGCAACCACGUGACAAGCCGGGGGGGUAAUCCCUAUGAUGGCUUAUACGGGUAGGCUCCGCCCGGAAGGGGUAUCUUCUUCAGGCUUCAGGUAUAUGAAAGGGUCAGGAACUUUACUUGUAGCAGUAUAUAAAAGGGUAGGGAAAUCUGUCGUUUUAGUUUGUAAAAGGGCCCAAAAGGGCUAACAGAUGAAUUUUGUGGCUCUAUUAAGUCGAGAAAACGUUUUUUAACGAUUUAUUCCUAUUUAACAGACAGUGCAUUUACAACAGUUAAAAGGGGUGCAAAGUUGUAAACAAGGUAUGUGAAAGGGGCACAAAUUGUCAAUAGAAGGUGAAAAUCGUAUAUAAAAGGGUAAGGGGUUGGACCUCGGGGUGGAGCCUCCCCGCAUGAAUAUUUGUUGAGUACCCUCCGGGGUGACAAGGCGGCCAUGUCGGGGAUCAAUACAAUAUUUUUUUCUCGAAGAAUUCACAUGAAAAUAUAAUCUAGUUCUUAGAGGAGAGAAAUGCUUUUGUUCUUGAUCACCAACAUGGCCACCGUGACGUCACCUGCAAGCCAGCAAUUCUGCAAGCAUGUUUUGACUUACGUUUUACCCAUAUUCACCGUUAAGUGUAAGGAAAAGUAUUCUAGGAGUACAUUAAAAGGUAAUGUAUGGGGUUAUACAGACAUCAUACGAUUUCAGUCGCUCGUUUCUCAGUUAAGAGUUUUAAGAAGCAAUAUCACAGUAUAGCUCUUGUGUGUAUUUGUUAGGAUCUCUACCACUAAUGAGUAAAAAGGUUGGAAUCCUUCAUAAUUAAUAAAGGUGCACUUCCGUAACGGAAGGGUCCAUGUCCCCAGGGUAACCUGGAUUCUAUAGUAAGAAGCAUGUGGGAAGGUGUGAUAGUCUAUCGCCGUGUUUCCUGUGUCGUUAAUACUCCUGGAUUAAGGUAGGUAGUGUAAUGCAGAACAAGAAAACAACGCCAUCAGUGUGAGGCGAGAUUUCUUGUCAAAAGUCAAAACCAAUGAGUUGGCCGGCGUCAAAGCACUUGAGGUCCGAGGAGCUAACUACUCUGUAUGGCACCAUGUGUUAUACUAGUAAUAACCAGAGUUUACGGACUGCGGGCGACAACGAUCGAAGGUCAAAACGCUUUUGCUCCAGCACUGUGCUUUGCGUAAGUCUCAGCUGACAGAUGGUGAUGAUGCUCCUCUUGUCGCCCGCAAUAACAAAUUUACUACUGGAACUUCCAACAUUUCCCUCUCUUUUUUAUUCUGGUUUCUUUAGAUGAUAACGAUGAUUCAUCUUCAUCAAGCAGUGAAGGACAUUCCAAGUUUCCAAGCUUUGCCGGCGGAGGUAUUAACAAUGCGAAAAAACUGUCACUAAAAGAGGCGAAAUGUUAAUUCAAAGAGGAGAGACGUCAAAUUGUUGUUGCUCGAAAUAUCUAAAAGUCGUAAUUGAGUUGAGGGGAGAAAAGAAAAGAGAGGGAGCGCAUUAAGUUUCUUCCGCCCAAAAAGGGGGGGGGACUUAUUAGAGAGGGGGAGCUUAUUUGAGGGGGGGGAAUUUAAUACAAGAAGAAAUUUAAUGCAGAUCACCCCUCUCCCCUGCCCCCUAGUGGUGAAGGCCAGAUACUCUGCAGGCUAGCCUGAGUUUGCUUUGGUGAUAUUUUUGCGGUCACUAAAUAUUCGUUCCAGUUCGUUUGAUGAACACAUUUCGUUGAAUAUACGAAACAAAACCCACAAGUGUGAAGAUAUGGCCAAAGUUACCAAUUUACAUCCAUUUUUUUUGUUGGCCUAGGAGAUUAAGGUUUUUUUGUGACGAUUAAAUCUGAAUUUCGUGUUAUUUGGUUUUCCAUUCUAUCUUGUACUGGUGUUUUCAUAGAUAUUAUGUUCAGUGAAGAUCAGGAUGACGUGCCGUUUUUCUAUGAUGACUCUUUCCGCCUCCAAGACGGUCCGAGGGACUGGACAUUACCUAGCGUGAGUAUUUGUGCAUUCUGUGUUAUCAUUUUGAACUCGAUAUCAAGGAAUUUAAUAGGAGUUUAAGUCAUUUUUAGUGUGAAAGAUUUUUCAGUCGCCCCAAAUACAGAGAACUUAUAGCUCAACAAUUACUGCUUAUUAUGCGAGGAGGAUUACAGAUUUAAAAUUGGAAAUUUCAUCAGUGCGCGAAGCGCACGCUUUGAAAUUAGAAUUUCACGAGCAAACCAAUCAGAACGCAGCAUUGAUAAUAGACCACUAGUUGGAUUUUACUAAAAUAGCAUUUCUCCCAUUUUUCGCGUCAAAAUCAAGCCAUUCAAAGCCAAAGCGAGGCCAGAGUCUCGAUCCCAAGUAAAAUCCUCAUUCUCAAGAAUGGGUGAAAGCUAGAAAGCAAGGCGAGACGAGUGAGUCAUCAAUUAUCGACAUAUUUAUUUGCACUAAAUUAUUCCGAACUAUAAUUAUAUAACCGAAAGACCUCGUAAACUUAUGGAUAGCUCUCAAUCUUCCUGAAAUCCAGUGGACUAUCAGUCUCUUGAUAUGAUAUAAAACCUGAACAAUCGAUAUAUCACUGCCAGUGUCACUCUGAUGAUCUCACAAAUCCAUUUAACAAUCCUUGAAUAACAAAACAACUUCAACAAAGAGUAGCUCAUCACCAAACUGCAGUGGGGUACACAGUAAAACUUCUCUGAUGCUAACCAUGAUUAGCCGUCCUUGGCACCUGUAAUAUGGAGCAAACCGAGAUCAGAUUUAAGACAUACCGUAUACAAUUAUUCCUCUCUGAGUCAAUAGCCUAUGAGGCCGAAGGCUGAAUGGGCUAUUGACUCAUAGGCCAUGAGGGCGAGAGGAAUGAUUGUUUUAGUGAAAUCCAACUAUUUGGUCAAAAAUAUUGAGGCAAAACAACUUUAGCUAGCAAAACGCGAUUCAGCCGCCAUUGUUUUGGUUUUCAAAGCCGGCGCUUUUCGCUACCAGUGGGCUAUAACAUAUAGUCUAGUAGUAGCUCAACCAAUCAGAACGCAGCAUUGAUAAUAGACCACUAGUUGGAUUUUACUAAUAUAUCUUAUUUCGGUUUGCUUGGGAAAUAUUAAUUUCAAUGCGUGCGCUUCGCGCACCGAUGAAAUUUCCAAUUUCACUUCACAAACCUCAAUAAGAUAUAAUAGCUUAUGUUUAAUGUUCCUCAGCUAUCCUUGCAAUACGGUAGCUUGAAAAGAGUCCUGCCCUUUCUUAUAACCAAUCUCCCUUAAAUAAUGCCGUCUAAAAGUGGACUCCUUUUCUCACUUUGCCAUCUCUUGACAAAAGAGUCCUUUGGCCUUGUUCUUAGAGGCGUAUGUGCCUCGUGCUGAAUGAGCACGAAACUCAGAGGUAUCAACCCUAGUUUUUUUCAUAAGUUUAACCAGUCACCCUGCAGUUGUGCCUGGUACUACGUCCUAAUGGGGCUUUAUAUAGCUUAGCAGUAACUGAUACUUAUUAGAGCCUACACGCCAAAGCGUUCGAAGUAACAGGUAAUGGUUGAGAAAACACACAGCAAAGGAUCACCCUUAAAUUCUGUUUGAUGGGACUCUGUCUUUUUCUCCUAGACUCGGUAAGUUGUGCAAGCUCAAAAGCAAUAGAGUUAUCCUUAACAGACAUGUAUCUUAAAUACCUAGCCGUAAGGUCUGAGGAUCGACCUGCAGAUGUAAGAGCUAGUGGCAUGUUCAGCUUAACAGUCACCACCUCUACGUUGUGAUUGGGGCCCACCUCAAAAGGGCUGAUGAGAGUCUCUAGAACCUCGUCCACGAUAGCUAUCUCUGCGAAGAGUGGAACCGUGUUAUCCUGAGGAACGAGGCUUCUGAGAAGAGCCUGAUAUGUGGUGGGAAGUCUCCUUUGUUGACUUCCGAAUCUUGGUGGCCGUGCAAAGGGCCGUAUAAAACUUUUACCAAACAGAUUCUUUUAAGAACGGGAGGAGGAUGAUUCGUGCUUGUUCAGCAACUUUUUUGCUUUCUUCAUAUCAUCUGUGAGACGACCUAAUAUGCCCAACCGGCGAGCAUAAGUUAAACUCACGUUGGCCUGCCCCAGCAAAGUGACAGAUUGCUCAACCAAUUUCAGGCAAACAAACAAGUGCAGCCCAUCCUCAGAGUCGCCAAUACGUACAUUUUCCAGGUUUAACCAGAAUCUCCCCAGUGAACCCAUGACAUUGUUAAUGCGGGUUUAUGAUUUUGACAAUAUGCCGUCACUUUCGCGGCCGUACGACCACAGGUAGCCCAAGCUCGAAAUAUGACCAUCGGCGAGCAUCGGCAUUGUUGAAAGGAUUUCAAUAAAAACAGCUUACCUUACUUAAAAUGUGUUCCACGGGCCGAUUUAUGGCCGUUUUAUGUCAGUUUUAUGGGUUUUUAUGUAAAAAACCGUGUACAUAAAACCCAUAAAACGGCCAUAAAUCGUUUGGAUUCGCUAUGGUUUAGUUUCAACGAGCGAGACGAAACCAUCUAGUGCGAAGCCAUUUUUGAGAAUGAGGAAUUUUACUUGGGACCGAGGCUCUAGCCUCGUUUUGGCUUUGAUUUUGGCGCAAAAGCUGGGAGAAUACGCUAUUAUAACUUAUGGAGGUUUGUGAAGUGAAAUUAGAGCUCGGCCGAGUGCGAGUGAUUCAGAGACUCGGCAGUGAAAAUACCAGCUGGGUAGUGACUCGAUUUUCAAAUAAUCAAUUCAUCAUUAAAAUCUAUGAAGUAUACUUGACCCGGCUUGACUAUGAAUCAAUCUUUCUUUAUUUUACAGGAAGCGUUCGAGCCUAGGGCAGCACUAGAUGACAGGUAAUUAAACUUGUGGAAAUGGAGUUACAUCUUUGACUAUAUCGUGCAAAACCCCCGCAAUGUUUUUUUACCCGCCCGCUUCAAGUCAAAGUACUAUUGACAACCACAUGUCUCCUGCUCAUCUAAUGAGGAAACAAAACAGACUGCAAUACCUCAGAAAGUGCAUGAAAGUGUAUGACAUUUUCGUAGAAAAUAUUACUGUUUCUACUGGGUUUCUUGAAUACCUGUAACUUGUUAGUGUAAUAGAGUGUAGUAUUCUAGGAGACAAGGCUAACAUGUGAACAACUCAAAUCGAGAAAAUUAUCUUUUAAUUGAGUACAGUGGUUUAGCGUAGCAGGACAAAGCCAUUAAAUCGUACUACGUGUACGUGCAAAUAAAACUUGUAAGACAUAAACACGACACCGAUACAACCCACCCAAAAUAGAGUGGAGUUGUAGCCGUCGACAGCUGUUUCGCAUUUAUAGCGGCUCGUCAGGACGGCACACCAACAGACAGAACAAAGACGCUCUACUGAGAAAAUACCCGCUCGCUUUGUUGUAAGCCCUAACAUUGGACCACAACACCCACCGAAUCACACCACAUCACGUGUCUCCGCUAGUCCGGAAGGCAAAAGCCCAAGUGUCGCGUUGAUGUCUCGCAAAGAAAAUGUAAAGGAUGGCCAAAACCAACCUUAGAAACAAGGACAAAGCCAUGCAAAAUGCACAGCAUAUCCGUCCUACAAAAUAGAUCUACGGCCCCAAAUAAUUAAAUAAUUUAUAAUAAUUAAUAUUUAAUUUCCCAGGCCAACUUCACCUUCACUUGAUCAGGAACCAGACAGACCCGAGUCACCCACAAGGUUUGUUGAGCUCUUUUUUUUUCUUUUACCCUCGCCCAAGUAUACGUAUCUAGGAAACUGCUCACUUAUCCCUCCCCUAACCCAGCACUAAGACUUACUUCUCGCUUAGGGCAAAAUGUUAGCUUAGGGGAGGGGUUGGUGGGCAGUUUACCAGAAACGUAUAAUGAUCGCCCCAUGUAAGGUAUUCCGGAAUCCGGGAAAUUUUUGCUCGUGGAAUCCGGAAUCCUUAGCUUCAAGUUUCCCCUGACAAGGAAUCCAGAAUUUACAGUGUAGAAUCCAGAAUCCAAGAUUGUCUUGGAUUGCCUAACGCAGAGCGACAAGUGAAAACAAAACUGUUGUUCACUACGACUCUUUUAUUAUCACUUCCUGGAGCUUUCCACAAUGUUUCAGGGAGCGCUCUUUUAAUGUCUCUGUCCUUUAUUUUACAGCAAUGUCGAGUCAGAAUCAUUAAGCGCCACAAAUGUAAAAUCCCUGUUAGAUUCAAGCAGUGAACAUCAAGGUGCUGAUCCCACUUCGAACAAAACAUUGGUAAGUACAACGCGAUUGAACACAGGUUGUACAUUUCAGCUCAUUAUUCUUUGUUACUACGCUCCUCAAGAUUGAUCACCGGUUGAGCAAGAACUUAACCUUGAGUGAAGUUGUUGUUGUUUUUUAUUUAAUCUCCUUUUGUCAUCGGUUCGACCUGAUUCCUUUUAUGUGAAUUUAGACACACCGCUACCCACUAGCUAUACUCAGUACUUUAAUAAAACUUGUUUGGAUGGUUAUUUAUCUCAUUCUAUGCUAGCCUCUUCCUGAAUGGGAUUUCACGUCACUGGUUGUGGAAAUGCUUCAUCACUUAGCAAACCAGGUAAAGUAUCGAUUGUUCCCCUUUUCCCUCUAGCCUCUAGCUUCUAACCUCAUCAGCCCUGUUUGUAAUGCAUGUUGGUAAAAGAAAGUGUUUGUUUUGAAGUUCCAUCGCCAGUAAAUCCCGUAAAAUCAAUUUGUAAAAGACGCUCUAACCAGGAUGAGUUUGUGGCAGAUUUUUUUAAUCAUAUCUUGGGAUUUAAAGUUCCUGGUAGAUUUAGCAAUUCUCAUUAAUUGACCUUCCCUUUUUUUUGGUCCAAUAAUGAAUAGACAAAUCUUCGUCACCAGGAAAGCCAUCGCCAUGUGUGUCACCACUAUCUCCUUCACUUCCUCCACCACCAUCUUUAACUACCACAGUUAUCCCCAUCGCUGUACACAUCACUGACCACCAUAUUCACAGUCGCUACCACCACCACCAAAAUCAAUCCUUAAUAUAUAGAUUUAGCCAAGGCCAAAAGCGAAGCUCUCGUGGGAACGUUUAAGAAAGUUAAGUUUUCUGAACCUGUGAUUACUUGAAUACCACAACUGGUCAGCGGAGAACUUUGAAAAACAUUGAGUUUUAUACCUGAACCCGUAAUACAGUUAUGUAACACUGGUCAGCGGGUUCCCUAUAUUGAUAGCUGUCAAUUGAUCAUAGAAUUGAUGUCCAAUAUCAAGAUAAACACAAUUUGCAUGUGCCUUAGACUUUAAAGCUAGUAAGAUAUUUCACAUCUGCUACAUGAAGGGGUGGACGAACGUACGGACGAUUUUGUCAGAGGCAAAAUUUCUUGGAUGAAUAGCGGAGCUUCGCUCUAACCACCAUCAUUCCCGUCAGCACCAUCACCAUUGCGAUCGCCACUAACACCACUUCACUCACCAUCCCAACAUCAGCAUCCCCUUCAUUCCACCGAUUGUAUCACCAUUGCCACCACCGCGUUAUUGACCACUCCAGAAAAUACCAUAACAUACCAUAAUGCUCUUUGUUUGUAACCGUCAAAUUUUGCAUAAGCAUUGUUUUCAGUUUCUUUUGGGCCAUUUUAACUCCCAAGAGAAACUGAAGACAAUGCUUAUGCAAAAUUUUAGGGUGACAAACAAAGAGCAUUAUGGUAUACUAUGGUAUUUUCUGGAGUGUUCAAUUACCACCAUCACUUUUACGAUCCUUACUAAAACUUCUACAACACUAUCGUGAUCUUUCUUAUAACCACUUCCAUCUUUAUCACCAACCAUCGCCAACCAUUUCUCAUUUUCUUAUCUUCACACCAUUAUUCCCAACUCCACCCACUACACUACACUCACCAUCUCACCAUCGCCACCUCCAUCAUUCCACCUGUCAUCUCACCGUUGCCACCAUCUCUUUUACGAUCCUCACUCGUCCUUGUGUAUAACCACCGCGAUCCUCCCCAUAACCACGACCAUCCUUGUCACCAACCAUUGCUACUACAUUCCCAUUUCCUUCACCAUAUUUCAUGGUUGCCACAGGUCAAGAAAUGGUCACGGAAAAUAAAAUUUCUUCAAGGUCAGGGAAAAGUCAGGGAAUUUCACUUCGAUUCAGGGAAAAUUUAAAAGAAGUCUCUGAAACGAGUCAGGAAAAAGUGAAAUUUUAAGAGUACAUUUGUACAUUUUACGGACCUGAAUCGUGUUGUAUUGUUAGAAUAUUUCUCAUGAAAUUGAACAAUAUGCUAAUGUUGAGUUUUGAAAGAAAUCAAUCCUUUUUGCGCGUUAUAUUAAGGAACUAUCGGUUCAUGUACAUUGCCCGUAACCUGCUGAAAGCAUAAAUAAAUGGGUGGAGGGGAUCAGGGUGUGAGGGGAGCAUAGAGUCCAUUAUCAGGACUAAUUUAUGAAAUUGUUAACUCAGUUCGACAGAAAAAUUUUACAUUUGUCAGGAAAACAUCAGGAAAUUUUAGAAACCUCUCGCUGUGGAAACCAUGUAUUUACCAUCCUCAUUAACCUCACCAUUACCGUCGCCAUUAUCUCCACCUCCAUUCCUACACUACACCCACCAUCGCCACCUCCAUUAUUCCACUGGUCGUAUCACCAUUGCCACCACCACGUUCAUCAAUUUCGUCCAUCACCACCUUGCGAUCCUCACUAGUGCUUCUACAUCACUAUCAUGUUCUUCCUCGUAAGUACUACCAUCCUCAUCACCAACCAUUGCCAAACCAUUCUCAUUAUCCUCACCAUCAUCACUUCCUCAUCAGCCCCACUAUCACCUAUACCUAGAACUCCGGAUUCCAGAUUCCAUAAGCCAAUAUUUCCGGGAUUCCAGAUUCUACAACCAAAUUUUCGCGGGAUUUCGGAAGACAGUCUUGGAGUCUGGAUUCCAGGCCCUGGAUUCCGGAUUCCUAGUCAGUGGAACUUGGAUUCCGGAUCCCCAUCGUUAGCGGGAUUCCGGAUUCCUUGAGCCCAGGAUUCCAGAUUCCAUUAGCAACCAUUUUUCUAAUUCCAGAUUCCACAAGUAAAAAUUUCGCGGAUUCCCCAGUCCAGAUUAUCUUACAUGGGGCAAGCCAUCGCUUUUACGAUUGUCAAUCCAACUUCACUAACUCAAUUCUCCGAACAUCACUGACAUCAUUAACCUUACCACUGUUAUUAGAGACCUUUUGAUUCUAACAAAAACUCAUGAGGGGUUGAAACGGGUAACACUCAUAUGUUUGGUUUGUGUAAUGCUCGUGAAUAUUCAUUUUCAAAAGUACCAGCAAAUUUUUCUGGAGUUGAAUUCUUAAGACUGAAUUAAAGUUCAGGAAAAGAAAGGGAAAGUCGCUGUCUUGUUUUUUUUUUUUUGCCUUCCACAAAAUGUGAAAUCAUAGGCACUUGCAUGUCGUAGUCUUGCAGUGAUGGCAAAGAAAUGAACAGAAAAGCGUGAUGCACGUCCAAAGUUGUUGUUAAACCGGCUUUUUGAGGCCCGCAGCAAGGGUUUCCAAAUAUGGUACUUAGAAAAAUGAAUAUUCACGAACAUUGUACUCGAGUUACCCGUUUCCCCGUGUUUAUGAGAUUCCGAUUCUAAGACGAGUACGACAACGAGUACGAGAUUUUCUCAAUGCUAAGUAGUGCCACGCGUGAGUCAGCGUCAUUUUGGGGGGGGGGGGGGGGGGAACGUGGUAGCCUUGUCAUUCUACCACGAGUUUUAGCGAGAGUGUCAUAGUGACGCAAACAAGUUAUCAAAUGUUAGAAGUUUUAUCAUUCUUCGAUCGGGAAAGGGGUUAACCUCCUCCAAUAAAGAUAGUAGUACUAACUUUUCUGGUGAAAAAAAGUGUAAUGAAGUGUUCUGGGGUGUCCAUUUUUUGACACUGCGAGAAAAAACUUUGAAUCAAAUCUCGUACUCGUAGUCGUUUUGGUCCUUGAAUCUAAAGGUCUUUAUGAUGAUGACCGUGGCCAUCUAUAUAUAUUAGAUGGCUACAAUAGUACUUGCUCUGAUUGGCUGCUAAGCGGGCAAGAUUUUCUUGUAUUGACCGGGCCUUACUUGUGUCCAAGGCAUGUACGGUCUGUGUUUAACUUGAUAGUGGACAUUCACGUUAUAGUCAAUUAACAGCUGUUAAAAAAGAGUAUACGGUGAUCAGUGUCACAUGACUGUAUCGCGGGCUCAAUUGUAAGUCAACUGCUGACCAGUAAUUGGUUUUAAUUGAUCGCAGGCUCAGGUCCAAGAUUUCUCAUUGUCUAAGGAAUUUCGAUCGCAUCGCCAAAUUCAUGUCGGUUCAUUGAACGCGACUUCGAAUGACCUCUUGCUCGCGGAUGUUGAAAAUUACUUCCGGUGUUUUUUUUUUUAUUUUAUUAAUUUUAAGAAUAACGCUAAAAUGGCCAUAAAAUAAGUAACUUAUGAACCUCGUCCGUUGGGUCAUUACGUAUACAGGAAAAUCUCAGACCUCGGCCUUGAUGUAUUAACCGAGCGUUAUCGAGGUCAAUGCAUCAAGGCCGAGGUCUGAGAUUUCCCUGUAAUAACCUCACUCUCGAUUAAUAAGUGGUAUUUACUGAAGUAUUUUGAUGAUGACAGGGUGACGUUCAAAUGUGUGCUUCGGCGUUAAUUGUUCUUGGGGAUAAAAUCCGUGACAAAAUAGACGAACAAACUCAAGAACAGUGGCUUAUGUCAUACAUUGGUAAGUACCAUUUCGAUUUAUGUCAGAAGCUCCCAAACUGGCCAAUAGGUUUGUAGAUUUUUCUGUAGUUUUUGCAAAUGACAGUAAAAGUAGGCGUGGAGUGUGGGGGGAUAUUGUCGUCUUAAGCUGUAAGUGGAGAUUCGGUUAUAUGCAGUGUCCGUUGUCCUGGAAUCGGUAAGGCACAUUCUUUUUGUAAUUUACUAAUUGACAACGAGACAGUUUCUGAGAGUUCCUUGCGCCAAGCGAAAAAGGUGCCCUUCCUCCUUUCACAGAUUGUACAAAUACCCAAAAUUCUCUAUCUGCGAACUUUAUUUGUAGUUGUCGAUUUCAUAAUGUAGUCUCCUUCCGUGCUAGGAAGGGUUGUCUCACGACGAGGCAAAAAUGAGAGGUAGGAGCUCGUCGUCGAGAGAGACCUCUGCUAGCAGGGAAAUAGUUUCCACGCUAAACGUCAUUUUCUUGUGACAACAGACCUACUAGGACGUCUUCAGCUGUGGUCAGUUGCGACACAGAUCAUCAAACUGUCCAGUCUACCUACUGUCAGGCGCUUGAACAAGGUAAAAUUUUGAGUACUUGAAAACUUUUGACCCCGGAAAUAAAAUUUUCGAUCUCUCAUGAGCAGGUUUUUGUAUUAGACAUCUAGCCCUAGUUGUUCAAAAGAUAGAUCACGCUAGCUAUCUAGUGGAUUAAUCUCUAUCCAGUGGAUAACGCAGUUACUUUCCCUAAUACUUAUCCGCUGGGUAGUGAUUUAUCCGAUGGAUAGCGCUAUCAAGCGUUUGAACAACUGGGAUCACGAAUGGAUAACUGUUUAAACCUAUCAGAUUCGCGCAUACGCAGGGGAGCUACAACCUGUUGCAAAAAUACUUAAAGCACUGUACCUUGUUUGGGCUUCAAUGGCUGCUCCAUGAUCUUGUGCUGCAAGCCCCCCCCCCCCCUUCCUCCUCCUCUCCAUGUCAAAGCUUCUAGAGACAACAUUUUUUGCAACUGAUUGUAGGAGCCACUUAACUAGUUAAUAUGUAAACUAAUUUUUCUUCCGAUCAGGCUUCUACGCAUGUCUAUACUGUGUGUGGUCGAUGUUCCAAACCUCUGCCGGUGAAUAAGUGUGGCUGGUACUGUGAGAGAUGUCGUUCCCUAGUUCCACCUUGUUCUAUAUGGUAAGUAGAUUUCUUUCAAUCUACUAAUUUAGGGCCGUUUUUUUAAAAUGAAAAAUAUAAAUUAAUGAUAUGAACUCUAAAAAUUGUAAAUAAGUGUGUAGGAGUGGCGUUGUUACUUCAGGCGCCCAUGAGUCGGAGCCAGCAACUUCCGUGUGCUUGUUUUACGGUGUUUUCACGGACCAGUUUGUUUUUAGAACGGUUUUAAUUUCCACAAACCAGUCAGCAAAACCUACAGACCUAAAAAUGAUAUUUUUUUGCCUUUUAAUAACGUUCAGUUUUCCUUUUUUAUAUCUUAUACUUCGAACGCGCCCGUAGACAUGGUGGAGGUUCUAUUUUCGCGGGAAAAAGUGCCCUAAAAUGUGUCUAAAAAUACACUGGUCCGUAGAAACGCCGUGACAUAGGCCUAGUAUUGGAGUAGCCUGCGUGGCAGGCGUUCGAAAGAGAAGGGGAAGGGAAUUAGGGCGCGAGGCUACGCGCGAGGACUCCUUCCUCGCGCGCCCCUCGCGUUUCUCUCGCACCUAAGGGUUGCUAUUUCUACUAUUUCUAAAGUUGGGCCAGUUUUUUCAAGCGUUACUUCUAUGGCUGCACUAACUUUUUCUCUUGUUUUAGUCAUCUAAUGGUAAAGGGGCCGAACGCUUGGUGCCAAGGCUGCGGUCAUGGGGGACAUCUUCUUCACAUGCAAGAGUGGUUCACAAAAUAUAUCUGGUGUCCCGCGGGUUGUGGACAUAUGUGCGAGUAUACGUAACCAGAAGCAGCCAUCAGACGAGGGUGGCGACCAUGAGGAGUAGAAAUAGGAAGUUUAAGAUACCACGAUGGCCACGGCCACGAAAGCGUCGCUUAAAAAGUGAAUUCGCGUUCUUUCAAUCUCUAUCGCGAUUAUUCCAACUCGCUAACUUUGUCAAAUGCAAGCGAAGUCUUCUGGAGCCGAAUUCCAGGAACUGUAUCCAGGUUCAUAAAGAGAAAGAAAGUUUCGUCGUCGCUUGUUAAUGUCCUCCAUAAAAAGCGUGAAAUUAGGCGAUUUCACGUCGUAGUCCUGCAGAAAUGUAGGAACGUGUGAUGCACGUGUAGUGUUGUUGUUUUAGGGCCUAUUCACAUGGAGGUGGUGGACCCCAGAUAGGUGAGGUAACAUGUGGCGGGUCACCCCACCUAUCAUGUAAACGUGAUCAAAUUAAAAUGAGAGGUUAUAUGGACAGGCGGGUUACCCCACCUAGCGGGUUACCUCGCCUUCUUGGGGUCCCCCACCUCCAUGUAAACAUGCCCUUACCUAUUGACUAUUAAGUUCGAAUCCCCCAUAACACACUGUUUGCCCCCCAAAUUUUGCAUAAGGUAUGGUCUUCAAAUACUCUUGGAAAAACGUAGUACUCCCAGGAGCAUUUGAAAACAAUGGUUUUUGCAAAAUUUGAGGGGCAAACAGAGUGUAUUAUGGGGGAUUUGAAAAUAGAAAAUUGCUUUUUGACGUUCUCGUUGUCUUAGAGAGGGAAUGCAUGUCAAAAGGGAGAGGACACCAAUCAUCGCUAAAAUAAGAGAAAUACAAAAAUUAUGAGAUAGAAUAAAAUUAUCGCCUCGAUAUUCGGUACAACACGAUGUUGUAAACCCCACGAGAAAAACAUUGCAAGGCCUUGUAAAGGAUGGAAUUAGGAUGAUAAUUAUUUUUUGAAGUAUUAUAAUAUAUUUUAAUUACCCUGCGAGCAGAGGUUUCUCUCUUGCAUGGGUUUUAGCGUUC
Molecule: messenger RNA, 34038 nt
Organism: Porites lobata
Lineage: Eukaryota; Metazoa; Cnidaria; Anthozoa; Scleractinia; Poritidae
Source: the annotation of a GenBank genome assembly